AUGCAAAUGUUUUCGUUUUUUCUUUCCUUUUCUUUACAAUAUUUUCUUUGUCUUUUGAAAAAAAAAAGUCUGUCUGCUAAUCAUUUUCAGCCGCCAUCUUUAUUUGUAUUUACCAUUUUUUUCUUCCCUUUUUUCUUCUUUUCUAUACAAAUUUAUUUUCGUUUUUGUGCUUUAUUUCUUUCCUCGCUUUUUUUUUUUUUUAUUUUUUUUUAUUUACCCACCCGACUUUAUUCCUUUAAUACAAUUUGUUUAUUUUUUCCUGUUCUGCUCUUUCUUCCGUUCCAUUAUUUCUUUCCGUUCAUCCUUCCGCCCUUUCUUUCUUUCUUUCUUUCUGCUCUUCCUUCCACCGUUUCUUUCUUGCCGUGCUUCUUUCAGUCUGUUCUUUUUUCCUUUCUUUCUUCCUCCUCUUCCUUUUUUUCUUCCUUCUCCGUUUUCCUUCUUUCCUUCCUCCCUCCCUCCUCUUUUUUUAUUUUUUCAAUCAAUUUUACGCCAUUAAUUGUCGCAUCAUCCUCUUUUUUCUCUGCUUUUAUCUUUUUUUCUUUAACCCCCCUCCUUCCGGCGGUUUUUUUUCUUUACCCCCCCCUCUCUAUUUUUUUUUUUUUAACCCCCCUUUUUUUUUUUUUCCCAUUUCAAAUUCUCUCUAUUUUUUUGGCCUUCUUUAAUAGUCUUCUCUAUUUUUCUUUACCCCCCUUCUCUAUUUUUUUUGGCCUUCUUUGA
Molecule: messenger RNA, 717 nt
Organism: Acanthosepion pharaonis
Lineage: Eukaryota; Metazoa; Mollusca; Cephalopoda; Sepiida; Sepiidae
Source: the annotation of a GenBank genome assembly